AAUAUCUCCGAUGGUCCAACGCUUUUAUCCGUCACUCGUAUGAUUACCGGUUCUAUACUUCAUUUAGCAGCUUUGGAGGUAUCCUCUUUGCUGAAGUCUGGACACUUUGAGCAGCCGCAUGAAAUCUACAGCACAUUAUUGGAGCCGUCAGAUGCUGUUACAGAUCGAGAAGAAACUGUGGAGGGAGGUGUGAAUAGUUUGUUGUUGAGCCUACUUCGUCAUGGCCAUAUUGACAUCACUGAAGAGAUUGAAUACCCACGACUGGUGCAUUUCAAUGCGCAUAAGUUGCAGGCGGUAUUUGACAUCUGCAAAACAACCACGGUAUUCAACAUUGCUCAGUACGAUAUCGAGUAUUUGCAUGCCUUGCUUACGCGUGAAAUUGUCAGCACUCAGGCAGAGGACACAGCAGCUGUCACUAGAGAAAUGGAAGCAGUUUUGACCUAUGGUACGGAUAUCAACGCCCAGCUGCUACAGCGGGGUGCAUCCGAGCAACUGGUUUCAGGAUGUACAGCGCUACUGAACGUGAUGGCUUUGUUUGCGCCAGUUCCAUUCUUUUCUAUAGGUCAAUUUCCAGCUUAA
Strongylus vulgaris is the source of this 579-nucleotide messenger RNA. Lineage: Eukaryota; Metazoa; Nematoda; Chromadorea; Rhabditida; Strongylidae. The record is from the annotation of a GenBank genome assembly.